GCGGAAUCGGGUUCCCUGGACAUGAUCGUCGAACAUGGGCGCAGGGGCCGCAUCGCCACGCCUUUCUGGGAACAGCCGCCAUUCGCAGUGUACCUUGAGCAGACAGGGUGGCAGGACCGCCUGCCGGCGCGCGGGCAUGCCCUGCUCCUCCUCGGUCACCCGCGCUACGCUGGGGGCGGAAAAGCUGAAUUCGCCUCCGUGACGGCGCGCCGCAACGCGCAGCUGCCACAG
Messenger RNA from Prorocentrum cordatum, 231 nucleotides. The record is from the annotation of a GenBank genome assembly. Lineage: Eukaryota; Dinophyceae; Prorocentrales; Prorocentraceae.